Molecule: messenger RNA, 1123 nt
Organism: Parus major (Great Tit)
Lineage: Eukaryota; Metazoa; Chordata; Aves; Passeriformes; Paridae
Product: C-type natriuretic peptide 1-like
Exons: 2
Coding region: 64-462 (132 amino acids)
Cellular component (GO): extracellular region
Molecular function (GO): hormone activity; hormone receptor binding
Source: RefSeq, a predicted model, not a curated record
CUGGAGACACAGAGCAACACUGAACUGGAGAGACUUAAGGGAAGAGGAACCAGAGACACCAAAAUGAAUCUGAAACUUCUUUUUUCCCCUGGAUUCCUUCUGCUGCUUAUUGCCAGUCAAAACCAGGCAGGAGCCAGGUCCAUUUCCAGCUUACAGAAUCUGGCCAAGUUGUUAAAUGAGGAGCUGGAGCAGCCCCCUGUCUCAGAAGAGAGGGACCAUGAGGAGGAUGAGCAGAUCCCAGCAGGAGUCUUUGAUCAGCAAGACACAGAACUCCAGUGGAUCCCAAACCCCAGGGACCAUCCCGAGAACGUUUCCAUGGGCGACGGCGCCAUCCAGAGAUUCUUCAGUGACCUCCUGAGCUUGUCCCGUAGAUACCAAGGCAGAAGAAAAAAGGGGCUCUCCAGGGGCUGUUUUGGUGUCAGACUAGACAGAAUUGGGUCACUGAGUGGACUGGGAUGCUGACUCUGCUAUGGUAAGAGAAAGGCAGAGGCUGCUGCUCUGUGUAUUCAUGUAUAACUUACAGAAAUAUGCAAAAAAGCAGCGUUAAUUCAGCUUCAAGAAAAUGGUGCCUUAAAGGAAGUUUUACUUUCCUAUCAGUUUAUUAUUUUACCUUCCUCAGAAUUCACUGAUGUAGACUUAAAACCUGUGAAUGCCACACCUCUGCUUUUCUUGCUUUCCCUCCUUCCUCUGAGUCAGCUGGAAGCAUUUCAUAUUGUAUCAGCAGAUGAGAGAGCUUUUUCACCAGCUCCACAGGGAUACUUGUUUCAAUCCAAACAAAUUCUGAGCAGAACAGUGGAGCUAAAUCUGCCACUAGAACAGUGAGAAACCAGUUAAUUUCUAUGUGUGAAAUGAUGGAUGCUUAUCUUUCUAUUACUUAUUCAUCUUUAUUGACAGGAUUGUGGUGUUUUAAAGCACCCCUUGCUUUCUACCUGAUGUACAAAUGCACACAGCUCUCCCCUGAAAUACCUGGCCAACAGAACACACCUUUGCUCUACUGCUUGUUUGUAUCAGAGUAGUUAUUUGUGAACAUCUAUCUGAAAAUUAAUUACAGAAAAUACAUUUGUACUGUUUGUUUGCUGAAUGUAUAAAUGAACAAGUCUCAUUAUAUCACAGGUAAUAAAUU